Molecule: messenger RNA, 2452 nt
Organism: Chilo suppressalis (striped riceborer)
Lineage: Eukaryota; Metazoa; Arthropoda; Insecta; Lepidoptera; Crambidae
Source: the annotation of a GenBank genome assembly
AUAUACUAGAAAAAAAUUGUGAAAAAGAAAAAAUCUUCUUCAAGCACCUAUUUCCUGGCAAUUGAAAAAAUAUACUUUGGCAGCUUAAUUCAAUGCAAUUUCCGCUAAAUGGUCAAUUUUAUAAUUUUGCCAAACAACACCUUUAAUUCAGGUAGAUGUAGAAAGUCGAUUUCUGUAAUUUUUAACGAUUGAUAUAAAAACGAACAAUGAAAAUGGUGCAACGUUUAUUUUUAUGUGCGACAUCCUUAUUGUUUCAAUUAUAGGGAAUUUUGCGUUAUUCUGUAUAACUAAAUGCUAUCGUUGAACAAAUGAAUAUAAUAUUGGAAUUUCAUAAAGCAUAGGAAUGCUGAUAAUUGAUUUGCAUGUUCUACACUUGAUUACAUACCUACAUUGUAAACUAAAACAAAAAAUCCAGCUCUUUUCGAAUCAUUUUCUUUUCAUCUUCUCAUUUUUUUAACGAAAAAGUAGCAAGAUGUCGUCACUUAAUGAACAUCCAUUGUCAUCCAAACUAAAUGCGUAUGCCAAAUUUUAUCUCAAUCAGUUAAGGAUAACUGCUUUUAAAUUAAGUUGCAAGAUUUGACCCGAACAUACCUACAUUGCAAAGUAAAUAAAACCAUUUAAUUUAAUAAAAAAGGGGAACUUCCAAUAUGAAACAAUAAAUUAAGUUCAAAAUAAAUAUUGAAAGAACACAGUAUAUGUACGGAAUAUAUAGAUAAAUAAUAUCGGUUACAGCUUUAUUAUUUGAGUUUCAUUAAAUCAAUAAUGUUUCACUUCUGCUUAAAGCUAUUUCACAAUUUACGAAGAGACGCCGUCAAUGGCUUUCUGCACUGAAACAGUUUCAAUUGAAUCAGCAAAAAAGCACUAUGCUUUUGGACAGGUUAAUUUCAUUUGCUAAAAGAUGGGAGGAUCCCAAGUCACCUUUACUGGGUCCGAAUUUAAAAGCUCUUCAUUUGUUUGGUCUCUGGAAAACAGAUAUUCGGGUAAGAAGUACAUUGCUGAUUAUCGUAGUGGUUUUUGUUAUCACACAAAUUAUAGAUUUGUACUUGUCCAGAGAAGACAUUAAUAAGGCGCUUUGUAAUUUUUCUUUGACAACGUUAAGCGUGAUAUGUAUCGCCAAAAGUUACUCACUUAUCGUACACCCAGUGCUUUGGAAAAAACUAGUUGAAAAUAUCUCACAGGAGGAAGCGACUCAAAUUAAAAAACAAAACCCGGAAACAUUAAGUGUUAUUGGUAAUUACACGAGAUACUCUCGAUUUAUAUCGUACACCUAUUGGAUAAUGGUUGCGAUGACUAAUUUUGCUCUUAUUGUAGCACCACUGAUAAGAUACCUAACGGUAUUAAAAUAUAGAGAAGAUAUAGCAAAUGGUAUAGAAAGAUAUCCGCACAUCAUAAAUUCAUGGUUCCCUUUCGAUGACAACGCGAUGCCAGGAUAUGUUUACGCUUCUGCAAUUCAAAUUAUAAUGUCAAUAGUCGGAUCUGGUUCAUUAGCUGCAUAUGAUACAACAGCGUUUGCUAUAAUGAUUUUUAUGAAAGGCCAAUUGAUAAUUCUAAAAAAUAAUUGCAAAGAGCUAUUCCGAUGGGAAACAAAAGAAAAUAAUAUCGAAUUUUUCGCUAAGAUCAAGGAAUGCCAUAGACACCAUGAUUUUCUGAAGAGGUAAGUUAUUUAAGUAAAUAAUUGCUAGAUUAAAAUGAGUCCAGCAAUAUUAUUAAACAACAAGACAAAUCGCGAACGGUCUUGUUUUAAAAUUGCCAAAUAAAUUUUAAGUCGAAAGAAAUUAUUAUUCCGCUGGUAAUGAAAAUAUAUUUAAUAAUUAAUAAUAAUUGUGACAAUUAACAUCAUCGGCAAACCUUACUUUUAAAUGAUUUGAGUUUAAUUUACAAGACUAUAAAAUACGUGUACUUGUAAUUUGGGAAUGAAGGCUACGUACACAUAACUGCGAAUUCGCGUCGCAUCGCAAAUAUCUGCGAGCUCGUACGAAUACACCGCAAGAACUUCAGAUCAGUAGUGCAAUUCUGUAAAACCCAUAAACUCAUCUCACUGUGUGAAACGGAUCCGCUUUUGAAUCUCUUUAUGUUUCGCUUCAUGGAAUUUUCGCAUUCUGUAACCAAUUGUACAAGCAAGUGAAGCGAGAUGUCAUUUAUAUCCUAAGUGAUUUGUAGUGUUACCAUUUUUAAAGUUUUUGGUAAAUCGAGAUAUAUCGACUUAGUUAUUAUGCGUGAAAAAAAGCACGUAAAUUUAUUCUUUAGAUAUAUUUGUAGAUAUGAGGCUCAAGUUUAAAGUUUUAAUGAAUAUAAACUUAAAAUAGUCUUAUUUUUAAAGUUUGGUAACUUGGCCGAAUGAGGGCUUACUCUAUGCGCAUCUCUGUAAUCGAGUGAGAAUCGACGCUAGCGCUACUAAGUGAGAGUGGCGGUUUAGAAAACUAUCACAGGUGAGACCAUAUCAUACCUAAAU